UUUUCUUGACACUUUCCAAAAACUUUCUAAAACAAUUAUUUUAAACAGAAAUUUUAUAUUAAAUUGAGUAAUUUUAUUCGUGUUAAAGAAUCGACCAGGAAGAUGGCUGACUUGGAUGAUGAUUUCGAUACUGCCGAAUCUGGUGCAGCAGAUCGUUACCCAGUGCAGUGUUCAGCUUUGCGUAAAAAUGGUUAUGUUAUACUGAAGGGGCGUCCUUGUAAGAUUGUGGACAUGUCAACCUCAAAGACUGGUAAACAUGGUCACGCCAAGGCACAUAUCGUUGGCAUUGAUAUAUUUAAUGGUAAAAAGUACGAAGAUAUUUGCCCCACCUCACACAAUAUGGAUGUGCCCAAUAUUAAGAAAGAGGAGUACCAGUUAACUGAUAUAAGCGAUGAUGGCUACUUGGCAUUGAUGUCUGAUAACGGUGAGCUACGCGAAGACCUGAAAAUACCAGAUGGUGAGCUUGGGGAAUGCUUAAAAUCAGAUUUCAAUAAGGGUUAUGCAGUCGUUUGCAUGGUACUCAAGGCUUGUGGUGAGGAGUGCGUAAUGAGUAGUAAAAUUCAAAAUAAUUAAAGCAACAGCCAGUAGGGAUCUUUCAUUAGUUGUGUUGCGGUGACUUAAACAAUAAAAUUUAUAAAAUUGA
Messenger RNA from Teleopsis dalmanni, 643 nucleotides. RefSeq names its product eukaryotic translation initiation factor 5A-like. Gene Ontology annotation, biological process: positive regulation of translational termination; positive regulation of translational elongation. The record is from RefSeq and is a predicted model, not a curated record. The transcript is spliced from 2 exons. Gene Ontology annotation, molecular function: ribosome binding; translation elongation factor activity; RNA binding. Bases 103 to 573 code for a protein of 156 amino acids. NCBI's taxonomy places the organism in Eukaryota, Metazoa, Arthropoda, Insecta, Diptera, Diopsidae.